AUGAAUCCCCCAAAUAUUAGGAGAGCCCAAAAUCUGAAAUUCCACAAAAUCUCAGCCCAAGAAAUUAAAUCUUGGAGAUAUACCAUGAAACCGGGAAAGGGUCAUCAAGAGGAUGAAGAACAGGAGGAUGAAGAAUUUGGUACCAAGAAAAACAAAGAUGUGAAGAACAAUGAUAAGGCGAAUGUAACAAGGUCAAAGCAUUCGGUUACGGAACAGCGGAGGAGGAGCAAGAUCAACGAGAGAUUUCAGAUAUUGAGAGAAUUGAUACCCCAUUGUGAUCAGAAGAGAGAUACAGCCUCUGUCUUAUUGGAGGUGAUUCAAUAUGUACAGUUUUUACAGGAGAAGCUACAGAAGUAUGAAGGGUCAUACCAACCUUUGAAUUUGGAGGCCACAAAGCUAAUGCCGUGGAGAAAUAGCCAUUGGCAAGUUCAAAGUCACGUUGGUCAAGCCCCAGCCAUGAAGAAUGGUUCUGGUUCGACAUUUCCCUGCCUGUUUGAUGAAAAUAAUGUUACGGUCCCUUCAACCAUGCAAGCGAGUCAUCAGAAUCCUAUUGAAUUAGAACCUAGUUUGAAUGCCUCCAGGAGAGCAGUGGAUCCACAAACUGAACUUGCAAACAAGGCAAUGGCCAUUCCCGUGUCACUGCAGUCCACUGAAGACCCAACUGCUUCAGGCAUUAUGAAUCAGGAUGAACUGUCAGUUGAAGGGGGAACUAUUAGCAUCUCAAAUCUUUACUCCCAAAGGUUCUUGAAUUCAUUGACACAAGCACUUGAGAGCACGGGUGUGGAUCUAUCCGAAGCCCGCAUGUCAGUGCAGAUCAAUCUUGGGAAACGAGCAAAUAGAGGAUCAACCUCAGGCAUAUCAAAUGCCAAGGAUCAUGAAAAUCCUAUGCCUUCUGGGGAAAAAUCAGAAGGGCAUUUUCAAGAUGCAAGCAACAGCGAAGAUGCCGAUGUAGCUCAAAAAAGGCAGAAGAUUUGA
This is a messenger RNA of Fraxinus pennsylvanica, 975 nucleotides long. NCBI's taxonomy places the organism in Eukaryota, Viridiplantae, Streptophyta, Magnoliopsida, Lamiales, Oleaceae. The record is from the annotation of a GenBank genome assembly.